Cimex lectularius (bed bug) is the source of this 781-nucleotide messenger RNA. It is a transcript of the gene Spase25, whose product is annotated as probable signal peptidase complex subunit 2. The transcript is spliced from 5 exons. The record is from RefSeq and is a predicted model, not a curated record. Gene Ontology annotation, biological process: protein targeting to ER. Lineage: Eukaryota; Metazoa; Arthropoda; Insecta; Hemiptera; Cimicidae. The coding region runs from base 140 to 721 and encodes 193 amino acids. Gene Ontology annotation, cellular component: membrane; signal peptidase complex.
GAGGCCUCAAUCCGCUGAAAUCGGGUCGACGUCGCAAAGCCGGAGAACCUCGCGGUAAACAACUGGCGUCGUUUCAAGUUCAAGCUGGGACACGUCACAUAACAUACUCCAGCUCCAGCGACCUCCUAGGCGAAUAAGGAUGACUUCCAAAGGCUCGAAAUCCGACGACAAGCCCGUGAAAAUUAACAAAUGGGACGGAUCCGCUGUGAAAAACGCCCUGGACGAUGCUGUCGCAGAGGUGUUGACAAAAAAGUAUAAUUAUACGGAAACAUUUGAGCUUAUCGAUGGUCGUCUACUGCUCUGUGGCUUGGCUGUUACAGUCGCUUCAUUUGCUCUUAUCUUUGAUUGGCUAUAUCCAUUUCCCCAAUCAAGGACAAUUUUGAUAUGUUGUGUAAGUCUUUACUUCGUUUUCAUGGGCCUCUUGACCCUGUAUACAACAUACAAGGAGAAGGGCAUCUUUGUAGUCGCGGUGCAGAAGGACCCAGCCGGUUUCGUACCGGACAAUGUUUGGGAAGCGAGUUCAGCAUUGAAGAAGUAUGAUGAUAAAUACAAUUUGACAUUGACAAUCAAAGAUGGCAAAUCGGGAACCUCAAGGUCUUCGACCGUCGUUCGUUCAGUGGCUAGAUUUAUUGAUGAAAACGGUGUGGUCCUUCAGGAUUUGGUUGAGCCAGAAGUCUACAAACUCCACAACAGCUUGCUUCUUGAGAGAAAAGACAGAUAGAUUUGUGCAAUUAAGUUUUAAAGAUUAAAAUUAAAAAAAAAAAAAAUCAGACUUAAUUUA